Messenger RNA from Naegleria lovaniensis, 1425 nucleotides. RefSeq lists its product as uncharacterized. Bases 1 to 1425 code for a protein of 474 amino acids. Gene Ontology annotation, molecular function: DNA binding. Gene Ontology annotation, biological process: DNA recombination; DNA integration. Lineage: Eukaryota; Heterolobosea; Eutetramitea; Acrasida; Naegleriidae. The record is from RefSeq and is a predicted model, not a curated record. The transcript has 3 exons.
AUGGAUCCAUCACAUUGUAGUAAACCAACCGCCACUCAUCACACUGAAACCGAAGAAUACCAUGAGAAGAAAUCUCAUCGUAGAGAAGAGCUUGAUGAAGAAGACAAUGAAAAUGUUGAAGAAGAAUUCAACCUCCUCAAUCAAAAAUAUGGCCCAUUUACAGUGGACAGAUGCUUUCAACGAGGAUUGGAAUCAAGACAACAAUUACAUGGUUCCUCCUCUUUCCCUGAUUCCUCAAACCAUCUUGAAAAUCAUCAAGAACCAAGCGAAGGGUUUAUUGAUUAUUCCCAAUUGGAGCAGCUCUUGGUGGUAUCCACUACUGCUAAGAAUCUCAGUCAAGACAGAACCAUUUCAUCCAAAGAUGCUUAUCAACAAGCAAUCUUCAGAGCUAUUGAAAAACUCAAAAUGGACCGAGUUCUUAGCAAUGAAAGUGAACGGAGAACUCUAUUAACUGAAGGUUAUAGACGUCUUUGUAUUGAAACUGAAUAUUCCAGUAAUUACAUUUUCAAUCUAAGGAGAUGUUUUAAAAGAUAUCAAAAUUAUAGAUUUUGGUAUCAACUUCCGUUCACUUAUGAGUCCGGAGAAGAAUUUAUCUAUCAUGAAUUAGAUUCUGGAAAAGGUUGGGAAAUCCCUUUAAUCAAAACUUCUCUUUCCUUUUUCGCCUUUUUAUUGAAAAUUCCAUUUGAAUGGAAAGAAGAGAUUGAUUCUAUUAUUCGUGGAGCCAACAAAUUGUAUAAUAGAACCCAACGACAUACAAAAGAAAGAGAACCAUUAUUAAUUGAACACAUAUCCAGAUUCAAUUCUAUGUACAAUCCAAUUUCUCAAGAAGACAAAUUCGACAAGCUACUAAUUUUGGUAACUCUAGUCAUUGGUUUCAGAACACUUUUCAGACCGAGUGACUUGGCAUCAAUGAAAUGGUCUGAUGUUGAAGUGGAUAAACCUCAUUUUAACUGGAUUACCAUUAAAGAUUGGUGGUAUAAGACUGAUCAAGAUGGUAGGAAUCAUAAUGUAGUGGUUAUUGAACCUGCAAAGAACACUUUAAUAUGCCCAGUUGCAAUCAUUAAGCAGUACAUUGCUGAAGUUGAAAAUAUCAAACAUCCUAACAGUCCGUUCCUUUCUCAAAAGGAUAACUUGUUCUUAACAAGGGACGAUAUUUGCUAUUUUCUUAAAUUCCUUUGCAAGGUUCUCAAUAUCAAAGAUCACCUAACAGGCCAUUCAAUGAGAAUUGGUAGUGCAACCAAAAUUACACAAGAAGGUGAACAUUUUGAUAUUGUAGAGUUUGCUGGUAAUUGGAAUUCUCUAUCAUAUAGAGCUUAUAUUAAGAGUAUUGCUUUAGCAAACAGAGGUCUAUCCUCAACGAUUUUCAAAGAGAAUUCACAACCAAAUGCUCAAUCCUUGCACCCUCUGAACCAAACCAAUUUGUAA